This is a messenger RNA of Racocetra fulgida, 209 nucleotides long. Lineage: Eukaryota; Fungi; Glomeromycota; Glomeromycetes; Diversisporales; Gigasporaceae. The record is from the annotation of a GenBank genome assembly.
AUUCACUUAAAGAAUAUAAAGGAUAUGAAAAAAAUGUGAGAUAUUUAACAAUCUCAGUAAUUGAUGCACAUAGAUUUAUUGAAGGUCGAAAGUUUUGUAUCGUUAAGAAUGUAAAUUAUACUUUUCCAAUUGAUACUCAAGAGGCUUCACGAUUUAAUGAAUCUAUUAAACAUAUGAAGAGAUUAUUUAAUUCUAAUUAUUCAGCACCU